This is a messenger RNA of Chaetomium fimeti, 1509 nucleotides long. Its product is annotated as guanine nucleotide-binding protein alpha-3 subunit. Gene Ontology annotation, molecular function: GTPase activity; GTP binding; G-protein beta/gamma-subunit complex binding. Gene Ontology annotation, cellular component: heterotrimeric G-protein complex. The coding region runs from base 246 to 1322 and encodes 358 amino acids. The record is from RefSeq and is a predicted model, not a curated record. Lineage: Eukaryota; Fungi; Ascomycota; Sordariomycetes; Sordariales; Chaetomiaceae. The transcript is spliced from 6 exons. Gene Ontology annotation, biological process: adenylate cyclase-activating G protein-coupled receptor signaling pathway.
CCCACCAAGGCAACCAUCCACCGGCCACCCAUCCAUCUCCGCCGUCGCGGUACUCACCAGCACCCCGCGCCCGCUCGCCGAUCGUAGCAACCCCCGACUCAUCUCUCGCCCAUGGUAUUUUAAGAAGUUCAGCACACCAACGAGUGCCGGUGUCGCCUGAUCCGACACGCCGUCCGCCGCCGCUGCCGCUCGGCCGACGACAAUUGCCGCCCGCUUCGAGCCUUACCUAGUCCGUGCGCACGCUGAUGGUCGUCAUGGGGACAUGCAUGAGUACCAGCGGGGAGGACUCGGACCAGAGGAAGAGGAGCAACAAGAUAGACAAGGAACUGGAGGAGGACUCCAAAAAGUUGAGGAAGGAAUGCAAGAUUCUCCUACUCGGCUCGGGCGAGAGCGGGAAGUCGACAAUCGUAAAGCAGAUGAAGAUUAUCCAUCUGAAGGGCUAUUCACAAGACGAACUCGCCAGCUACCGUCCGACAGUGUACAAGAACUUGCUAGAAUGCGCAAAAGCGCUUUGUAGCGCCAUGCGCCAGUUCGAAAUCGAACCAAUGCUGGACGAGAACAGGGAACACUGCGAUUUUCUCCUCGAUUAUUCGCUCGACACGAAUCCACAGGCGAGGAUCGACCCCAGGGUGGGCAUCGCGGUCCAGUCGGUAUGGAACGACCCGGCAAGGGAGCAGCUGAUGGAGAGGCAAACCGAAUUCUACCUCAUGGACUCGGCCGAAUACUUCUUUCAGGAGGCCAACAGGAUCGUGUCACCGAGCUAUCUCCCGGUAGAGAUGGACGUGUUGCGCGCGAGAACGAAGACGACCGGUAUUUACGAGACGAGGUUCAAGAUGGGACAGCUGAGCAUUCACAUGUUCGACGUCGGCGGGCAACGAAGCGAACGCAAAAAGUGGAUUCAUUGUUUUGAGAAUGUGACAUCCAUCAUCUUCUGCGUUGCGUUGAGCGAGUACGACCAGGUCCUGCUGGAAGAAGCGAGUCAGAAUCGCAUGAUGGAGAGUUUAUUGCUGUUCGACUCGGUUGUCAACUCUCGGUGGUUCAUGAGGACGAGCAUUAUCCUGUUUCUCAACAAGGUUGAUAUCUUCAAGCAGAAGCUUGGGCGGUCACCGUUAGGCAGCUACUUCCCGGACUACUCGGGCGGGAACGAUGUCAACAAGGCGGCCAAGUACCUGCUCUGGAGGUUCAACCAAGUCAACCGAGCUCACCUGAACCUCUAUCCACAUUUAACACAAGCCACCGAUACUUCCAACAUCCCACUCGUGUUCGCGGCAGUCAAGGAAACGAUCCUAAACAACGCACUCAAGGACUCGGGCAUUCUCUGAUACCCACGUUAUUUCUCCCAGUCCACCAAACCGACCCAUACCCCACUCGAACUCGAAAACCACCAUAUAGCGAUUUUCCUUUCCCCAUCCUGCUUAGAGCCAUUUUCGAAGGCUGCAUGACACGGCGUUGGAAGGCGGGCAGUAGUUCUAUCAUUUCCGGGCGACUAUACGAGCCACGUUCGAAAUA